AUGAAAAUGGCUGCUCAGGGCUCCCACAUCAAGCUGACGCAAGCCUACUGCGUUAGCUUCCUUCGAGAGGACUCCAGGUGGAAGACGAUAACAGGCCAGAUUAAGAAAGCCGUGGAAGUCUAUCAGCCAUGCGUAAAGGAGAAUUGCAGCUGCCACCAAAGUGUCUGGAGGCAGGACCUGGCUCCUUUUCGAGGUGGCAUUUCCAAGGAGAUGAUAUCAGAUGUGGUGAGCCGGAAGCUGGGGACACACUACCAAAUCAUUAAGAACAAAUUGUACCGUGAGCAGGACUGCUUGUUCCCUGCAAGAUGCAGUGGAGUUGAGCACUUCCUUCUGGGGAUCAUCAACCACCUCCCUGACAUGGAAAUGGUGAUCAAUGUGCGAGACUACCCCCAGGUCCCCAAGUGGAUGAAACCCAUCAUCCCAGUCUUCUCCUUCAGUAAGACAUCUGAAUACAGUGAUAUCAUGUAUCCUGCCUGGACAUUUUGGGAAGGAGGACCAGCUGUUUGGCCAAUUUACCCAACAGGUUUAGGGCGCUGGGACCUCAUGAGAGAGGACCUCAGAAGAUCUGCAGAAAAAUGGCCAUGGAGAAAAAAAAUCUCUAAAGGAUAUUUCCGAGGAUCCAGAACGAGCCCUGAGAGAGAUCCCCUCAUUCUGCUGUCCCGAGAAGACCCAGAACUUGUUGAUGCUGAGUACACUAAAAACCAAGCUUGGAAAUCUGAGAAGGACACCUUAGGAAAGCCUCCUGCAAAGGAAAUUCCACUGGUUGAUCACUGCAAAUACAAGUAUCUGUUUAAUUUCCGGGGAGUGCCUUGGGUGCACUACGUCCCCGUCCGAUCGGACCUCUCCGACGCCAGGGAGCUGUUGCAAUUUGUAAAGGAAAAUGAUGCCAUAGCACAAGAAAUCUCAGAGAGGGGACGCCAGUUCAUCACCGAGCACUUGCAGAUGGAGGAUGUCUCUUGCUACUGGGAGCAUCUGCUGUCUGAAUAUUCCCAAGCCUUGACUUACCGCGUGAAAAGGAGGAAGAGCUACAGCGAGAUCGCUUCCGAACGGCUGAAAACGGAACUGUAG
Molecule: messenger RNA, 1068 nt
Organism: Opisthocomus hoazin
Lineage: Eukaryota; Metazoa; Chordata; Aves; Opisthocomiformes; Opisthocomidae
Source: RefSeq, a predicted model, not a curated record